CAUGGCAACACCGGAAACUCGUCGACGACCGAAUAUCCUGGUGACUGGAUCACCCGGAACUGGAAAAUCAACGCUCGGACAACAAGUUGCUGAGAAGCUUGGAUUUGUAUUUAUUGAGGUCAGCAAAGAAGUUCGAGAAAACAAUUUGCAAGGAGAUUUCGAUGAGCAAUACAACUGCCACGUUCUCGACGAGGAUAAGCUUUUGGAUCACAUUUCAGAUCGUUUGGACAGUGAUGAAGGUGGUAUCGUUGUCGAUUAUCACGGAUGUGACCUUUUUCCAGAAAGAUGGUUCGACGUGGUCGUAGUUCUUCGAUGCCCCACAGAAAAACUGUAUGAUCGUCUACAAUCUCGUGGAUAUUCUGAAUUCAAGAUUAAAGAAAAUGUAGAAUGCGAGAUUUUUGGAACUCUCUUGGAAGAAGCCAGAGAGUCGUAUAGUGAAGACAUCGUCCAUGAACUUCAAUCAGAAACAACUGAACAAAUGGAGGAAAACUUGGAAAGAAUCUGCGAACUUGCCGGAGAGUUCAAAAAUGAGCACACCAUGGAGCAGUGAUUUCGGAUUUUGAAAUUCAUUGUUUUCACUCUUUAAUCUUACAUUUUUUUGUUUUUGUUGUUGUUGUCGUCCUGUUUUUUUUUGAAUUUCCAUCAUAUUUCAUUUUUUUCCCCUAUCCAAAUACAUAUAUUUUUUGCAC
Messenger RNA from Caenorhabditis elegans, 689 nucleotides. RefSeq names its product Adenylate kinase isoenzyme 6 homolog (gene E02H1.6). The coding region runs from base 2 to 550 and encodes 182 amino acids. Gene Ontology annotation, molecular function: ATP hydrolysis activity; ATP binding; AMP kinase activity. Gene Ontology annotation, cellular component: nucleus; cytoplasm. The transcript is spliced from 4 exons. NCBI's taxonomy places the organism in Eukaryota, Metazoa, Nematoda, Chromadorea, Rhabditida, Rhabditidae. Gene Ontology annotation, biological process: ribosomal small subunit biogenesis. The record is from RefSeq and is marked reviewed.